GAGUCGAAGUCAGAAUAAAUCUACGUUAUAGUUUGAGUAUAAGCAGUCAUUUUCUUUCGACGUCUUGUUUUCAAACAGCCCUCUCAGCUCGUCUCCUUCCCAUAAUGCCUUGCGCUUGUCCGUCUUUGAAAAACCGGCGCGGCUAAUUCAAGAUGGCGGAGCACGAGCAGCUGUUGGACGAGAGCUCUUCAGCUAAGGCUCUUGUCAGCCUGAGAGAGGGAAGUUUGUCGAACACCUUAAAUGAGAAAAACAUCCUGUCAAAAUCUCAGAACACCAGAGGAAGGAGCAGCUACACGAGUAUGGAAACGCCAACAAGAAGCUCAAAGAGAAGUCGUUUUUCCUCUGAAGACGAGGAGCGGUCUCUCAGCUCCAGAUCCCCCAGGAGGAGCCAGAGAGUCACCACCGUUCCUCAGAAACUUGCAAGUGUCGCAACGCCAGAUAAAAAAACCUCACAGAAGAUUGGACUGAGAUUACGAAAUCUGCUCAAGCUACCCAAAGCGCACAAAUGGUGCAUCUACGAGUGGUUCUAUUCGAAUAUUGACAGACCUUUAUUUGAGGGCGAUAACGACUUCUGUUUGUGCCUGAAGGAGUCUUUCCCUAAUCUAAAAACCAGGAAGUUGACCAGAGUGGAAUGGGCAACCAUCAGACGACUAAUGGGCAAACCCAGGAGGUGCUCUUCUGCGUUCUUUGCUGAGGAGCGAACGGCGCUGAAGCAGAAGAGACAGAAGAUGCGUCUGUUGCAGCAGAGAAAAAUCACAGACAUAUCACUUUGCAAAGAUCUGCCAGAGGAAAUCCCUUUGCCGUUAGUCAUCGGCACUAAAGUCACCGCUCGACUGAGGGGCGUACAGGAUGGCCUGUUCACCGGACAGAUCGACGCAGUGGACACGAGUGCAGCGACGUAUCGCGUCACCUUUGACAGAAGUGGGCUUGGUACACACACAGUUCCAGACUAUGAAGUGCUUAGUAACGAGCCUCCGGAGACGAUGCCCAUAUCUGCUUUCGCUCAGAAACAGCGUCCGUCACGCUUCCCGAACUUCAUGACUCCACCACGGGGACCGUAUCCUGGUUCAACCCAACCCAUCUUAAUGGACAGCGAUCCUCUCUUUAGUCAGUCGCCCUGGAAGAAUAAACUGACUGGAAGUGACGGAGAGACACUCGGAGGAUUUCCUGUCAAAUUUCUCAUACAAGUCACACGAUUGUCCAAAAUACUCAUGAUUAAAAAGGAACACAUAAAACAUUUAAAGGAGAUGAACACCGAAGCUGAAAAACUGAAGUCCUACUCCAUGCCUAUCGGAUUGGACUUCCAGAGGAGGUACGCUACCAAAGUACUGGAUCUGGAGCAGCUUAAUAAAGACCUGAACAAAGUUCUGCAUGAGGUCCAGCAGUUCUGUUAUGAACUGGCCCCGGAUCAAGGCAUGCAGCCUGCGGAUCAGCCCAGUGAGCUGCGGAGACGCUGCGAGGAGGAAGCCCAGGACAUGAUGAGGCUGUCCAACGCUCUGCCUGACGGAGAACAGCGCGUCCAGAACCCUGGACUCACGCAGAUCGUUUCCCGUCUCACUGCGCUCCUGCUGCAGAUCAGGUGCUUGGCAGAAGGUGGUGACCUGAAUUCAUUUGAAUUCAAAUCAUUAACCGACUCCCUGAACGACAUUAAGAACUCAAUAGACAACUCCAACCUCAGUUGUUUCCAAGACAACGUAGAGAUCCACGUAGCGCACAUCCAGAGCGGCCUGAGUCAGCUGGGGAACCUGCACGCUUUCUCCGCCAACAACACCAACAGAACGUGACCGAUCCAGAACCCUCGGUCUUAAACACGGACCGAAAACAAAACCCGAAGCAGGACGAGCUUCGACCAAGGAGCCAUUUUGAAUCCCACAAAUGUCUUAAACAAGCGCGACAAGCACGCGGGCACUAGAACAGCACACAGGAGAGUCGUUAGUAGCGCGUUAUUUCUUCUGUGCGUCGGUAUGUUUAUAACGGAUAAACACAGGGUAACGUUGAUCACAUUCGCCCUGUCUUAAUCAUACUCUUUAAGUUCCCUUUACAUCUAUGACUGUUUCGUCUAGAGGCUUGCUCAGUUUCGGUUCUUAUUUAUUUUUCUCCCAGCGUUUUAUUUUACGCUUCCUUCAAAAAAAACACACACACAAAAAAAAACCCCCUACAGUUUCAGGUGUCUAAGACAGAAGAGAUUUUUGAAUGUGUAUAUUGUAGAUAACUGUACAGUUUAUUGAGGAAUCGGACGUGUAUGUACGGACGUUUUGUAAGUAAUUUUAAGUAUUUUUGUAAAGAGACGAAUUCGAUGGAGGUGUAGACGUAAACGGUGUAAAAACGGUAACGAUCAGAUUGUUCUCUUCCUCCGUGUUUAAACUUCGCCAAUACCUUUGCGUAUCUUCCAUUAUUUUGGGUUCGGGAAGUUUACUUUUAAAUGAUUUCCACCAUUCAUUUUUUUUUAUUUUAUUUUAUUUAACUGGUAUGUGUAAAUGUAUAUACGUUUUAUUCAUUUCUAAUUAAACAUUACACACAGAA
This is a messenger RNA of Ictalurus furcatus (blue catfish), 2523 nucleotides long. RefSeq names its product lin-9 DREAM MuvB core complex component (gene lin9). Gene Ontology annotation, cellular component: nucleoplasm; transcription repressor complex. Gene Ontology annotation, biological process: DNA-templated transcription; regulation of cell cycle; regulation of transcription by RNA polymerase II. Bases 153 to 1784 code for a protein of 543 amino acids. The transcript has 15 exons. Lineage: Eukaryota; Metazoa; Chordata; Actinopteri; Siluriformes; Ictaluridae. Gene Ontology annotation, molecular function: DNA binding. The record is from RefSeq and is a predicted model, not a curated record.